This is a messenger RNA of Sebastes umbrosus (honeycomb rockfish), 6584 nucleotides long. It is a transcript of the gene ankrd27, whose product is annotated as ankyrin repeat domain 27 (VPS9 domain). NCBI's taxonomy places the organism in Eukaryota, Metazoa, Chordata, Actinopteri, Perciformes, Sebastidae. The transcript has 30 exons. Gene Ontology annotation, cellular component: transport vesicle; early endosome; neuron projection. Gene Ontology annotation, molecular function: guanyl-nucleotide exchange factor activity; SNARE binding. The record is from RefSeq and is a predicted model, not a curated record. Bases 209 to 4696 code for a protein of 1495 amino acids. Gene Ontology annotation, biological process: neuron projection morphogenesis; early endosome to late endosome transport.
AACAUCAAAGAAGAAGUAGAAGAAGAAGCAGAACCCCGGAGCAGAGGCUAACGACCAGCUGAUCACAGUAAACAGCUCUACUGACUGACAGGCUGCUGGAGAGGUUUGUCCCGGUUUGUCCCGGAUUCUCUCGGUUUAUCUCUGCCAUGCCCAAACCCGGAUGACCUGAGGCUCUCACUGAUAACAGGAUCCAGACCUCCAGCUCCUUAUGGCUGUAUAUGAUGAGAACAUCCUGAAGAAUCAGUUCUACUUGGCGUUGGAGAAGCAGAGACCGGACCUCUGCAGCCGAGUAGCAGAGCUCCACGGCAUCGUUCUGGUGCCGUGUUGUGGAAGUUUGACCGUCAGCAGCUUCUCAGACUCUCAGUUUGACAGCUAUGUCCUGCAGCCGGUGGAGGACGGAUACAAGACUCUGGAUGGAAAGGAGGUGCGGAUCCAGAACAGGCAGGUCCUGCUGGGGUCCGACUUCCCGGCUCCCUCAUCGGUCCCCAUCCUGUUUGAGGAAACCUUCUACAACGACCAGGAGCAGAGCUACAGCAUCCUGUGCAUCUCCAGGCCCGUCGAGGAGGACCCGAGCCCGGCCGAGCUGGGCCCGCCGCCCCCUUACUGCCUGAAGAGCCUGGAGGACGUCAGGGAGUUCCUGGGACGCCACGCCCAGAAACUGGACAAAUUCAUCCACGGCUUCUGUCAGGCCUUCAGAGAGCAGGAGAGGAAGGGACUCCGACACCACAUAGACUCAGUGAACGGUCUUUACACUAAAUGUCUUCAGUGUCUGCUGAGAGACUCUCGUCUGAAACUUCUGGCGAAGCAGGAGCUUCAGAUGACUCUCCUCAAACAGGCGGUAGAGAUGUAUGUUCAUCAUGGUAUCCAUGAUUUAAUUUUUAACUUCGUGGGAACGCUUGAAGCCAGCCAGGAUGCUGCCUUCAACAAAACCACCAGGAGUCUGCAGGAGCUGCAGCAAAAAGAGCUGGGAGUGAAACCUGAGUUCAGUAUAAACUUGUCUCGGGCAAAGAGAGAGCUGAGUCAGCUCAACCAGCAGACCUCCCCCCUCCUCAAACUGCUCUGCCUGCGCCGAGUCGUCCUGACCGCCACCCAGACACCCAGAGCCAGUGUCAGUAUCGAGGCUGUGUGUGCCGACGACCUGCUCUCUGUCAUCCUCUAUCUGCUGGUGAAGACUGAAAUCCCCAACUGGAUGGCCAACCUGAGCUACAUCAGGAACUUCUGCUUCAGCCACUCCAGUAAAGACGAACUCAGCUACUGUCUGAGCACCUUCGAGGCUGCAGUGGAGUACAUCAACCUGGGGAGGCUUAACUCUGGUUCAGGUGAGCUGAAUGACAAGGCGUUGUUCAAAGAGAGGAUGAGACUGCUGUCUCAGAGCGCCGCCACGCCCAUCCACUGUCUGUUUGAGCACAUAGCCAAUGGAAAUGAAGCAGAGGUGCAACGUCUGCUGAGUGAAGGAGAGAGCAACGAGGACGUCAGGAUGUGUCAUCCUCUCUGCUCCUGUGACCUCUGUGACCUCCAGCUGUCCGGGGAGCAGGUCCUCUUCCCGGAGCCAACCGACCUGUUUCUAGAGAGGCGGUUGAACGACCCAUCCAUCGUCACGCCGUUCUCCAGAGAUGACCGAGGUUACACUCCGCUGCACGUCGCUGCGAUCUGCGGUCAGUCCCAGCUGAUCGACCUGCUGGUGUGUAAAGGAGCGCCGGUCAACGCCACAGACUACCACGCCCUCGCACCGCUGCACCUGGCCUGCCAGCGGGGAUACCAGGGAGUCACGCUGCUACUGCUGCACUACAAGGCCAACACGGACGCUCAGGACAACAACGGCAACGCGCCGCUGCACCUCGCCUGCAUGUACGGACACGAGGACUGUGUGAAGGCGUUGGUGUACUACGACGUCCAAACGUGCCGCCUGGACCUGCAGAACGAUAAAGGCGACACGGCGCUGCACAUGGCGGCCCGCUGGGGCUACGAGGGAAUCAUCCAGGUGCUGCUGGAGAACGGAGCGAGCACCGACAUCCUCAACAAGAGCAAAGACUCACCGCUGCAGUGUGCACUCAACUCCAAGAUCCUCGUGUUGUUGCAGUCGAAUCAGAACGGCCGUCAGCACAGCGGAGUCGAUUCUCCCAGUCGCUCCCCUCUGGCCUCAGACUGCAGCAGCCGUCGCUCCUCCGUCUCCAGCACGUCCUCUAUGGGCUCCGAGGCCAAACCAGAAGGAGAACGGGUCCGACACAGAGAGGUGGAGAAGCUGCUGCGGGCAGUGGCCGACGGUGACGUGGAGAUGGUGCGUUACCUGUUGGAGUGGAUGGAUGAGGAAGAGGAGGAUGAAGGAGAGCUUCGGUCCGAGGCUCUGCUCUGCCACCCGCUGUGUCAGUGUCCGAACUGCGCUCCCACUCAGAAGCUGUCUGUCCUUCAGGCCGGAACUCUCGGGGUUAACAGCUGUAACAUUGACGGUUUCACGCCGCUCCAUGUCGCCGCCCUGCACGGCCGCUCUGCGCUGGCCGCCCUGCUGAUCCGCCACGGAGCCAACGUCAACGCCCGCACCAACCAGAGCGCCACACCGCUCCACCUGGCCAGCCAGAGCAGCCACGUCCAGGUGAUGAGGUUUCUGCUUGAGUGCAACGCUAAACUGAACAAGAAGGAUCACUACGGCAACACACCACUAAUACAGGCCUGUCUCUGUGGAAACCUGGAGACGGCCACCACCUUGUUACAGAGCGAUGCGUUGGUGAACGUGGCGAACCUUCAGGGGAACACGGCGCUACAUGAGGCGGUGCGGGGCGGACACCAGGCGCUGGUGGAGCUGCUGCUGAGGGGCGGAGCCUCGCCUGGCCUCAGGAACAAGAGGCAGAGGACGCCGCUGGACUGCGCUUACGAACUGGGCGGCAAGAACACGGAGAUCCUGAGAGCUCUGCAGACAGCGUCUGGACUUUCUCCCGAUGCUGAACCAAUCAAACUCCUCUCUGUGCCCAAAGGAGCUCUGGCUCAUUCGUUCGUGCAGCGUCUGCGGUUGCAGGAUCACGCCAACGGCAGGAGACAGAAGCUGGCCCAGUCCAUCAGCAGGAUUCAGCAGAUGAAGAAAGGGUCCUCUGGUCCUCUCUCCAGGUGUUCAACUAACCUGAACCAGGGGAAUCCAGACAGGAGGAGGUUGAGGCGAGGGGAGACGGUGGAGGUCAGCUGCCCCUCUGCGAGCCUCGACGCCGGGCCCCGGCUGAGAGAGCGGCCCCUGGGUCGCUGUCACACCCUGGACUUAGGAGAACAAACACUGGAGCCGCCGGAGCCCGCACACACUCCGGACAUGACUGAAUACACUCCACAAGAGGGUGAUCUGACAGACGACACACACACUGACGACACGCUGUCAGCAGGUGUUCAGACGUCCAGAGACGAUACUCAGCCUGAAACAAAUGAAACACACUCCGCUGAUGACUGCAGCACCAGUAGUGACACGUCAACUUCAUCGCCCUCUAACACUGAUAACCCGUCUGAACCCCGACCUACACACACCACAAAAUCAUCUCCCUCUAACGCUAAUAACCCGUCUGAACCUACACACAUCUCAACAUCAUCGCCCUCUAAAACUGAUAACCCGUCUGAACCCCAACCUACACACACCUCAACAUCUUCACCCUCUAACGCUGAUAACUCGUCUGAACCCCAACCUACACACACCUCAACAUCUUCACCCUCUAACGCUGAUAACCCGUCUGAACCCCAACCUACACACACCUCAACAUCUUCACCCUCUAACACUGAUAACCCGUCUGAACCCCAAUCUACACACACCUCAACAUCUUCACCCUCUAACGCUGAUAACCCGUCUGAACCCCAACCUACACACACCUCAACAUCUUCACCCUCUAACACUGAUAACCCGUCUGAACCCCAACCUACACACACCUCAACAUCUUCACCCUCUAACACUGAUAACCCGUCUGAACCCCAACCUACACACACCUCAACAUCUUCACCCUCUAACACUGAUAACCCGUCUGAACCCCAACCUACACACACCUCAACAUCUUCACCCUCUAACACUGAUAACCCGUCUGAACCUACACACACCUCAGCAUCAUCGCCCUCUGAUGCUGAUAACCCGUCUGAACGCCAUCCUACACACACCUCUACAUCUUCACCCUCUAAUGCUGAUAACCCGUCUGAACCUACACACACCUCUACAUCAUCACCCUCUGACGCUGAUAACCCGUCUGAACCUACACACACCUCAGCAUCAUCGCCCUCUGACGCUGAUAACCCGUCUGAACCCCAACCUACACACACCUCAAAAUCAUCGCCCUCUAAUGCUGACAACCUGUCUGAACGCUCUCCUAAACACACCUCAACAUCAUCACCCUCUAAUGCUGAUAACCCGUCUGAACUUACACACACCUCAACAUCCUCGCCCUCUAACGCUGAUAACCCAUCUGAACGCCAUCCUACACACACCUCAACCACUUCCUCUGCUUCACGCAACCCCACCGAGCCGUCCGACACCAACAGCCAGAGUCUCCCCCCUCUAAACGGACAGUCAGAGUCACCUGACGACCAACCUCACACCGACAACGAGGCUUUGCAGUCAGAAAGCAAGGACGCAGACUCCAGUCCCACCUGCCCAACAAUCCAGACUGAUGGAGGCGAUCAGAGAGACGCCGACAAAACAACAGAAAGGAGCGGAGAGUCGAGUCAUGGAGGCUGCGACUGAAGUGGACACGUUGUUGUGAGGAGUCGUGCAGAGAGAUUACAGAGGAGCACAAAACUUUUGGUUUCCUUUUCCCUCGACGUAACAACAAAAAGGCCAAAAUGAAAAGCACACAAUUUGAGAUGAGAUGUGACUCACUGAUGAAGCUGCACCUGCUGAGCUGGUAGAAAGCACACAGUGAAGUCACAUUUCUGGGGCCGGCUGACGAAGCUAAAGCAGCUCUUUUAACAGUUUUAAUCUACAGAAACAAUGCCGGCAUGAGUUUGAAGCACUUUCUUCUUCCAGCCUUCACAAAAUAAAAAGGGAUGCAAACUGACGUUAUUUUAGUUUGUAUGAACGCUGUUGCUUUAGUUUUGUUUUUAGUUAGACUGUAGCUCUGAUCCGACCACCAGACUUCAUUUGAAGUUGUUUUACUUGAAUCCUAGACAUUGGCUUGUUUUCAGUGUUAGAGACGGAUUUACAGUUUGGUUGGUUUGCUCGUUAAACAUCAUACUACUACACUUAUAAUUUUAUUAGGAUCAUUUUAUUUUAUUUAUGACCUUUGUUGACGGUAGUGUGUUGUAGAGAGAGGUUCAGCUUCUCUUGAAUGUUAGGAUGUGUUUUCUCCACAGAUAUAGAGCAGGUUAAAGGAUUACAUUUUUUUAAUGUUUAUAUCCCAUUAAUUAUAAAUCUUAUAUUUUACAUCACUGUCACUGUUUUCAAAAUCAUACCAACUUAUUUUAGAUUGAUUUCCUUCCUUAUAACCAUUUAUUUGAUUUAUUUCUAUAAAAAUCUUGAAGACUUGAAACUUGCUGCUCACAGUCAACAUGUGUUGUUGUUUGUGAGAGUUAUAUUAUCACUGCAUUGUAAUGGAGUUCAGGAGCCAUUUUCAUAUACAUAUAUUUAUUUAUUUAACCAGGAACGUGCUCUACUUAGAUAAAAAAUCUAUUUUACAGUAGCGUCCAGCAGCACAUAGGACAUAUAAUUUACAAAAUAUGUGAUGAACAUAGACUUAUGAUUGGGCUCCAGGAAUUUUUUUUACUGUUUUGUGAUAUUUUGUAGACCAAAAAAAUAAUUUAUGAAAAGAGAAAAUAAUUGGCAGAUUAAUUGAUAACAACUAAAAAGAAUGAGUUGAAGUUUUAGUGACUUGAUCUAUAUCAUUAUUUUACAUAAUUUUGCAUUUGCCAUAUCAUGAUAUAAGAAAGAUAUUAGCAAAGAUUCUUUAUUUAAAUUAGUAAUUAAAUAGGAUUUUAAGCAAGUUUCAUGUCUCUGCAAGUUGAUUUUCACAACGUACUGAAAUUAAGUAAAACGAAUGGCUGCCUGCAGGUAGAUCAAUCUAAAAAAAAAAAAAAAGAAUUUAUGAUUUGGAAACUGGUGAGCAGUGAUGUAAAACAUGGAGAUGUUAAUGAAUGAAAUACAACAUGCAAAACCACCAGUUUGGUCCUUUAACAUUAGAGGAUAUUUACAACAUAAUGAAACAGCUACAAUGCCGUAGAGUCGUCACCAUCAGUGUUACUGUUCACACUAAUAGUCACCUUACAUAGUUCACUUAUUUUAUGUUUCAGUGAGGAUGAAGCUCACUGCUUCAGUUUAAACUGACCUCUUUGACCUUCUGGUCUUUAUGUUUCGAUCUGUUUUUUCACUGUCAACUGUCCGUUUGUUUCCACUCUCCUUCGAUGCGUCGACUGUUUUUUGUCCCGUCACACACAGAAACAUUCACUGAGUCUUCAGCAAAGCGGCGUCUUUGUGUUUCAGUGUCUAAUUUAAGAUGUCAAACCCAAUCAGAAGUCAAGUCUUAAUUAUUUUUGUACCACUGUUUUUAUUUCCAGGUUUGGAUGUUUAGAAAUGAUGUGAAUGUGCCUUAUUUAAGUCACACCUAAAUAACCAAUAAUAAAACUAUCAUUGAAACGAA